AUGGCCACGCCCCCCACCCAAAAGGCAACGGUUCUCAAGGUGGUCCUCAUCGGCAACAGCGGGGUGGGCAAGACGUCGCUCAUGCAGCAGUACGUCAACAAGUCGUUCUCGCUCCACUACAAGACCACCAUCGGGGCCGACUUCCUCAUGAAGGACCUCUUCGUGGAGGACCGGGCCGUCCUGCUCCAAAUUUGGGACACGGCUGGGCAGGAAACGUUCCGUUCUCUGGGCAGUGCGUUCUACCGAGGAGCCGACGCCUGCAUGCUGGUGUUCGACGUGACGAACAAGUACAGCUUCGACUGCCUGGGCGGGACGAAACAACACGAUCGAGGAGGAAGACGAGGGCGAACCGGUGUCGCUGGUCGUGGUGGGCAACAAGAUCGAUCUCAAGGAGGGCGGCAUGGACCACGUCUGCGAAGUCACCCGAGAAAUGGCGGAGGAGUGGUGCAGGAAGACGGAGAAGCGGGUCGGGGCGAGCAUCUACUACUACGAGACCAGUGCAAGCGCUGCCACCAACGUCGAAGAGGCCUUCCACGCACUCGCCUCCGCCACCCUCUACCGCUACCAGGUCCGCGACAAGAGCGUGUACGCUACCAUCUCUGUGAGCGUCGUAUGACGUCGUGUGUGCGCGUGUAA
This is a messenger RNA of Acanthamoeba castellanii str. Neff, 636 nucleotides long. Its product is annotated as Ras subfamily protein. Gene Ontology annotation, molecular function: GTPase activity; GTP binding. The record is from RefSeq and is a predicted model, not a curated record. Bases 1 to 636 code for a protein of 211 amino acids. The transcript has 8 exons. NCBI's taxonomy places the organism in Eukaryota, Discosea, Longamoebia, Acanthamoebidae.